UCUCAGCGUCUCUCCUUUCUCUCUCUCUCUCUCUCUCUCUCUCUCUCUCUCUCUUUGAUCAAGCUCUUCCUCUCCAUUUCUUAUUCCCGCCCGCCAUACCAGUUGUCAUUUAUGAUAAUUCUACAUCUUUAACUCAAGCUGUCCAACUUCUUUUUUAACUUUUGGUCUGCUUCCUCAGUCCUCAUUAGCCUUAUGAAUCUGGCAAGAAACACAACAAAGUAUCCUUGUGAUUUUGGUUUCAACUCGAGCCUGAAAAAUUCGUAGAGUGGAAGAUAAAAAGGUGAAGAGGGAAGUGCGAAAUGGGAUGUACCACAUCAAAGCUGGAAGAUGAAGAAGCAGUUCAGCUUUGUAAAGAUAGAAAGAGAUUCAUCAAACAAGCUGUUGAGCAAAGAACUCGAUUUGCCUUGGGACACCUAGCUUAUAUUCAGUCAAUGAAAAAAGUGUCAGCUGCUCUACGUGAUUAUAUCGAAGGAGACGAGCCUCGUGAGUUCUUAUUGGAUUCAUUCAUAACCCCACCUUACACACCUAUAAAGAAAGCAAGUCCUGGUUUUAUAUCAAUCUCACCAAAACCCUUCUCAAAGCCACAAAUCCAAUCAGAAUCCAAUUCAACCUUGAAAGUAAAUUAUCUAAGAUCAGGUGGAAAUCCAGCAAUUUCGGUUGAGGAAAGACCUCAAUCACCGGAAACAGUUAGAGUUGAAGCUUACUCUCCAAUCCACCAGUAUGGGAUGGAUGGUUUUUUCACAACGCAAACCCCACCAAUGAAUUCUUCAAUCUUUUCUUAUUCCCCAGUUAAUAGACCCAACAUUCCUCCUCCUUCACCUCAAACUUCUCAAUGGGAUUUCUUUUGGAACCCAUUUUCAUCAUUGGACUACUAUGGCUACUCCACUCGGAGUAGCCUUGAUCACAUUGUCAUGGAUGAUGAUAUCAGAGGACUAAGGCAGGUCCGAGAAGAAGAAGGGAUUCCUGACUUGGAAGAAGAUGAAAUUGAACAAGAAGAAUCAAAUAAAAAGGCAAGUGUAACAGAUGAACGAGCUAAAAUUAAUCCCAACUGCAGUGGGGAAGAAGUUAUUGUUGAAGAUGUUAAUGAUGAUGAGGAUGAGGAUGAGGAUGAUGAUGAUGAUGAUGAUGAUGAUGAUGACUGUGAUGAUGAGGAAGUAACAGAUACUGGAGCUGAAAUUGAGCAUGAAGGAAAUGGAGUACAAUCAAAUGGAAGAACACGCAUAGAGGUAUCACGAGCUCAAGCCAUAAGACAGGUUGACAAUGUUAAGCAAGAAAUGGCUGUUGGUGGUCAAGAAGCCAAGGAUGAAACACCAGGUUUUACUGUUUACGUAAAUCGAAGGCCUACUAGCAUGGCAGAAGUUAUCAAGGAUCUAGAAACUCAGUUCAUGACUGUUUGCAAUUCAGCCAGUGAGGUCUCAGGGCUUUUAGAGGCCAGCAGAGCUCCAUACUCGUCCACUUCCAGUGAACUCACAGGGAUGAAGAUGUUGAACCCAGUAGCUCUGUUUCGUUCAGCUUCAUCUCGUUCGUCCUCAUCAAGAUUCUUAAUUAAUUCUUCAAGCUCUAAAGAUGAAGAUGAUGAAAGUAGCAGUGACUUCUCUGAGGAAACCUGCAUGUUUUCUGGUAGUCAUCAAUCAACAUUGGACAGAUUAUAUGCCUGGGAGAAGAAACUCUAUGACGAAGUUCGGUCUGGAGAACGGGUUCGAAUUGCAUAUGAGAAGAAAUGUAAGCAACUUAGAAACCAGGUUGUCAAAGGAGAUGACCCAACUGCUGUGGAAAAAACAAGAGCAUCCAUAAGAGAUGUGCAUACCCAGAUAAAGGUUUCAAUACACUCGAUCGAAGCUAUUUCAAAAAGGAUUGAAACUUUAAGGGAUGAAGAGUUGCAGCCUCAACUAUUAGAACUGAUACAAGGGUUAGCAAGAAUGUGGAAGGUAAUGGCAGAGUGUCAUCAAACACAGAAGCGCACCUUAGACGAAGCCAAGCUUUUACUAGCAGGCACACCUUCAAAGCUAGAUGCUAAGAGAAGACAUUCAUCCAUGUCAGUAACCGAUCCACACAGGCUAGCCCAUUCGGCUGCCAAUCUUGAAUCAGAGCUGAGGAAUUGGCGAGCCUGUUUCGAGUCAUGGAUUGCUUCUCAAAGAUCCUAUGUGCAUGCAUUAACAGGAUGGCUCCUUCGUUGUGCGCGGUCUGAACCUGAUACAUCAAAGCUACCGUUCUCUCCUCGAAGGUCCAGUAGUGGAGCUCUUCCCAUCUUUGGAUUCUGCAUACAAUGGUCACGGAUUCUUGAUGCCGUCUGUGAAAAGCCAGUGCUGGAAGGGCUGGAUUUUUUUGCAGCCGGGAUGGGGUCACUCUAUGCACAACAGCUUAAAGAAGAUUCCCGACGUGUUCCUGUUGGUUCCAGGAGAUUUUCGUCAGGAUUCCAUGAAGAAGACAGUGAGAAAAUGGAAAUGGUUGAGGUUGGACAGGUAGAAGAAGUAAUGACUGCAGAGAAAAUGGCUGAGGUUGCCAUAAGAGUGCUCUGCGCUGGAAUGUCAGUUGCUCUGAGCUCACUGACUGAGUUUGCUAUUGGUUCUGCUGAAGGAUACACUGAACUUGUUAACCAAUGGGAAAACGCCAAGCGGCCACGUGUCUCAAGUGGGAUCGCAACAUAAUCAUGUGGAAUAUUCUGGGGUAGUUUAGCUAUGGGGGAACGAAUCAAUGUAAUUACAGAUAUGUAGGAUAGAGUUUUUGUCUUUCCCCUGUUCUUAUAUUUUACUUGGCUUUGAGAUGGUUGACUGAUCUCUGAGAAGUAUAGAAGAAAACUAGAGGUCACAAACAAAGUGUUAGUGAGAGUCUGAAAUAGGUUGUAAAUCUUGAAAUUUUCAGGUUUAAUUUCUUAAUCCGUCCAUGUAGCUUCCUUCA
Ziziphus jujuba (common jujube) is the source of this 2898-nucleotide messenger RNA. RefSeq names its product protein ROLLING AND ERECT LEAF 2. Bases 300 to 2648 code for a protein of 782 amino acids. NCBI's taxonomy places the organism in Eukaryota, Viridiplantae, Streptophyta, Magnoliopsida, Rosales, Rhamnaceae. The record is from RefSeq and is a predicted model, not a curated record. The transcript has 5 exons.